AACACGCUCUCUAGCCUUUCGCUGCCAAGGAUCUUCCCCGAAAACCAGGCUAUUAGCCCGCCGCCUGGUGAAAUCCGUCUGAAACUUCCGAAUAUUAGGCGAGGAGAUCGCGCCAAAGUGCUACUCGAUGAUUCACUGAAUCUUCUGAAAAGUGCCAUUACUUCAUUGACUCAAUACCAAGAAAUCGCGGUUGUUGUUGAAAUGUUGCGGCGGCUGCAUACUCCUCCAAAGUGAUCCCCGUCUUCGUCCAAACCAGUCCUCCUCAACGAUAGGAAAUGUCCGCGUCCAAGCACGUUAUCAACAGUGAUGACGGCUACAGUGCCGCUCAGCUCAUCGGCAUGGGAGACGGCCUGACCUACAAUGAUUUCUUAAUUCUACCUGGUUACAUUCACAUGUCGGCUGAUGAUGUUCAGCUAUCGUCGAAGUUGACUAAGAAGAUCAAGCUCAAUGCUCCUCUCGUCUCCUCACCGAUGGACACCGUCACCGAGGCCAACAUGGCAAUCGCAAUGGCACUUCAAGGGGGCAUUGGCAUCAUCCAUCACAACUGUACACCGGAAUUCCAAGCCGAUGAAGUUGAGAAAGUGAAAAAAUACAAGCAUGGAUUCAUCCAUGAUCCCAAGUGUCUCGGACCUGAAAACUGCGUGACCGACGUCCUCGAAAUCAAGGCCAAGUACGGAUUCGCUGGUGUACCAAUCACCGACACCGGCCGAGUUGGAGGGAAGCUUUUGGGCAUGGUCACCUCAAGAGACAUUGAUUUCCUGCCCAACGGUGAGCUCAACGCGAAGUUGAGAGAAGUCAUGACACCCUUGGACGAUUUAAUCACUGCGCCAAACACUAUCACCUUGCAAAAUGCGAAUGAGAUCCUUCGAAAAAGCAAGAAAGGAAAAUUGCCUAUCGUAAACCAGAGGGGCGAACUCGUUUCAUUGAUGGCCAGGACUGAUUUGAAGAAGAACCGUGACUUCCCUCUGGCCUCCAAAGACGAUAACAAGCAGCUGCUGGUAGGCGCUGCAAUCUCCACUCGGGAAGAGGAUAAGCAUCGUCUGAAAUUGUUGGUCGCGGCCGGAGUCGAUGUCAUUGUGUUGGACUCGUCUCAGGGCAAUUCCAUCUACCAAGUCGAAAUGAUCAAAUUCAUCAAGAGCAACUACCCCAAAGUCGAGGUCAUCGCUGGGAACGUUGUGACGUCCGAACAAGCCAAAAACCUCAUCUCGGCAGGCUGUGACGGACUCAGAGUCGGAAUGGGAUCGGGCUCGAUUUGCAUUACCCAGGAAGUGAUGGCGUGCGGGAGGCCUCAGGCGACUGCUGUCUACAGAGUUUCUGAGUACGCUCGGCGCUUCGACGUACCGUGCAUCGCUGAUGGCGGGAUCAGUUCCGUGGGACAUAUCAUUAAAGCCAUCUCAAUGGGCGCCUCCUGCGUCAUGAUGGGUUCGAUGCUGGCCGGAACCACCGAAUCUCCGGGAGAAUAUUUCUACUCUGACGGUGUUCGACUCAAGAAAUACCGUGGAAUGGGAUCUCUCGAUGCCAUGGAUAGUGGAAAAGGCUCACUGUCGAGGUAUCACCAAAGUCAAAAGGAUAAGAUUAAGGUUGCUCAAGGAGUAACAGGCACCAUCGUUGAUAAAGGCUCCAUCCACACAUAUGUACCUUAUCUCACCAGUGGUCUCAAGCUGGGCUGCCAGGAUAUCGGAGUCGGUUCCGUGAUGGCUCUCCGAGAGCAAAUGUUCUCGGGAAACGUCAAAUUCGAGAAGCGAACUGUCUCUGCUCAGCAAGAAGGUGGCGUCCAUGGGCUCUUCUCCUAUGAGAAGAAGCUGUUCUAGGAUGCAUCAAUUAUGAGAUGGAUUCGAGACGCCCGGUUCAUAUAUAAGAUUUACGAUCAGCUGACGAGUCACAGGUUCCAUGUACAAACCAGUCAUUUUUUAAUU
Molecule: messenger RNA, 1916 nt
Organism: Galendromus occidentalis (western predatory mite)
Lineage: Eukaryota; Metazoa; Arthropoda; Arachnida; Mesostigmata; Phytoseiidae
Gene: ras
Product: Inosine-5'-monophosphate dehydrogenase ras
Exons: 6
Coding region: 276-1811 (511 amino acids)
Biological process (GO): GTP biosynthetic process
Cellular component (GO): cytoplasm
Molecular function (GO): IMP dehydrogenase activity
Source: RefSeq, a predicted model, not a curated record